Molecule: messenger RNA, 735 nt
Organism: Rotaria sordida
Lineage: Eukaryota; Metazoa; Rotifera; Eurotatoria; Philodinida; Philodinidae
Source: the annotation of a GenBank genome assembly
AUGACAACAUCAAAUAUUAUUAAUUUACAAAUGAAUAAUAACAAUAAUUCUAAAAUUCAAUCAGAAAAUAUUCAAGAUAAUAAACAAGAAUAUUCUAAUAAUAUUACUUCGUCAAUGAUUGCUCGUCUCGAAUUUCCGAAUCAUCAACAACAACAACAACAACAAUCUAAUGAUGAUAAAUUACAAUUAAAAAAUUCUUGGGGUACCUAUUUUUACAAGGCUGAUAAACAACGCGAUUGGAAACAGAAUGUUAUCUAUAUAACAUCUAUUAGUUAUAUUGAAGAUUUUUGGUCAUUUUAUACUCAUACAUAUGGUCUACGAGAUCUAUCAAAUGGAUCCGAUUAUAUGCUUUUCAAAAAGAAAAGGUGGGAAGAUGUAUCAUCACGCGGUGGUGGUAAAUGGAUAUUUACAGUUGAUCCAAAACGACGUAAACAUGAUCUUGAUAAUUAUUGGCUUCAUUUGCAUAUGCGUUAUAAUCUUCAGAUGUUACUUCUUAUUGGCGAUAUGUUCGGUACUAAUUUGAGUACAUAUAUCAAUGGUGCUGUUGUUUCAUUACGUGUCAAAGGUGAUCGAUUAGCAUUAUGGUUAAAAAAGAUUGAUGAUUUAAAUUUAAUUAAAUCAAUUGGAAUUAAAUUUAAAGAUCUACUUAAUAUUUCAUCUAAUAUUCAACUCAUUUAUGAAUAUCAUGAACCAAAAUUCGAUGACUAUAGUAAUGAGAUUCGUCUUAUUAUUUAA